AUGUUUAAAGAAAACCAAAAUGAUAAUAUUGUUAAAGGAAUUAGUAAAUUUUUCCCUGAUGGAAAAUAUCCAAUUGGAGAAAUAUGUGAAUAUAAAAAUGAUAAUUUGAAGAGAAUAACUAAUGAAGAAAAACGACAUCUUGAUAGAAUACAUUUUGAUGCUUAUAAUGAUCUUCGAAAAGCUGCUGAAGUACGAAAAUAUGCACAAAAAACCAUUAAACCAGGAAUGACAAUGACCGAAAUAUGUGAAUUAAUUGAGGAUGGAACACGUGCUUUAAUUGAGGAGAAUGGAUUAGAAGCUGGAAUUGGAUUUCCAACUGGUUGUUCAUUAAAUCAUUGUGCAGCUCAUUAUACUCCAAAUUCUGGUGACAAAAUAGUUUUACAAUAUGAUGAUGUUUGUCGUAUCAUUGAUUCAGCAUUUACGCUUACAUUUAAUCCGGUUUAUGAUAAACUCAAAGAAGCUGUCAGAGAUGCUACAAAUACUGGAGAAGCAGGAAUAGAUGUUAGAUUAUGUGAUAUAGGAACUGCAAUUCAAGAAGUGAUGGAAAGUUAUGAAGUGGAAAUAAACAAUAAGACUUAUCAAGUCAAACCAAUUCGAAAUUUAAAUGGACAUUCCAUUUUACCAUACACAAUUCAUGCUGGAAAAUCUGUUCCAAUUGUAAAGAAUAGUGAAUUUUUUGCUAUUGAAACAUUUGGAAGUACAGGUAAAGGUUACGUUCAUGAAGAUGGUGAAUGUAGUCAUUAUGCAAAACGUCAAGAUAUUGGUCAUAUUCCUCUUCGAGUAACCAGAGCAAAAUCAUUAUUAAAUUCAAUUAAUAAAAAUUUUGGAACUUUACCAUUUUGUCGUCGAUACCUUGAUCGUAUCGGUGAAACUAGAUAUGCAUUGGCAUUGAAGAAUUUGGUUGAUUCUGGUAUCGUUGAAUCUUAUCCUCCUUUGGUUGAUAUAAAAGGUUCCUAUACUGCUCAAUAUGAACAUACUAUUAUUUUAAGACCUACUUGUAAAGAAGUUGUUAGUCGAGGUGAUGAUUAUUAA
Messenger RNA from Diversispora eburnea, 1032 nucleotides. Lineage: Eukaryota; Fungi; Glomeromycota; Glomeromycetes; Diversisporales; Diversisporaceae. The record is from the annotation of a GenBank genome assembly.